AUGCAAAUUUACGACGUCUUUACAUUAGAAAAAUUACGGUGUGUGUCAUCGACCAAGCCAUUGAGGGGUCAGAUUUUGGAAAGAGCGAAGCCAGUGGAGAUUAAUAAAAAAAUCCUUGAUUCGAAGAUGAGAUGGAAUAAGCUUCAUUAUCAGGUGAAGUGGCUAGGCUAUGAUCCUAAUCCAAGGUGGUAUUUGGCGGCGAAUUUUAAGAAUGCACCGCGUCAAUUGAAGUCAUUCCACAAUCGAUAUCCAGAGAAGCCGGGACCCCCGGUGAACUUGCAACGAUGGAUUGAGGCAGCAGAGAGGGACGAAUUUGUUAACGAUGACAGAAAAGAUAACGCGAUAGAGGAGUUGGAACCGAGCGCUUGA
Molecule: messenger RNA, 369 nt
Organism: Talaromyces stipitatus ATCC 10500
Lineage: Eukaryota; Fungi; Ascomycota; Eurotiomycetes; Eurotiales; Trichocomaceae
Exons: 2
Coding region: 1-369 (122 amino acids)
Source: RefSeq, a predicted model, not a curated record